AUGAACUUUGGAGAUGCCUGGAAAUCGUGGAUGGGCGAGUGUGGCAAGGAGCAAUCAUUCGCUAUCCUCGAUGCCUUCUUCAAGCUCGGCGGCAACUUCAUAGAUACAGCAAAUAACUACCAAAACGAGGAAUCGGAAACUUGGAUUGGAGAAUGGCUCAAGGCGCGUGGUGUACGCGACCAGAUGGUGAUUGCAACCAAAUAUACGACCGGAUUCCGAAAUUUUGAACGCGACGUUGAACCGAUCCAGUCGAACUUCGUCGGCAACUCAAUGAAGAGUAUGCGUGUCUCGGUCGAGCGAAGUCUCAAGAAACUGCAAACGGAUUACAUUGACCUGCUGUAUGUCCACUGGUGGGACUUCACCACGUCGGUCGAGGAGGUCAUGCAUGGUCUCAACAACCUGGUGACGUCGGGCAAGGUCCUUUACCUUGGUGUUUCAGACACCCCUGCCUGGAUCGUCGUAAAGGCUAACGCUUAUGCCCGCGCAAAUGGUCUGCGGCCAUUCUCUGUCUAUCAAGGCAAGUGGAAUGCGCGAUUCAGAGAUCUUGAGAGAGAGGUCAUCCCAAUGUGCCGUGACCAGGGAAUGGGGAUUGCUCCCUGGGCAGCUCUCGGCCAAGGAAAGUUCAGAUCAGCAGAGGCACGCAAGGGAACCAACGCAGAUGGCAGUGGCAGAGCGGCAGAUCUGAGCGAGGAGGAUAUCAAGAUUUCAGAGGCGUUGGAGAAAGUUGCGAAGAAGAAGAACACGACUCUGCAAGCGAUCCGGAAAAUUGAGCACCUUGAGGCGAACGUCGCUGCCUUAGGUGUGUCUCUAUCCCAAGACGAUAUCCAUGAAAUCGACAACUCCACAUCGUUUGAUAUCGGAUUCCCAUUGAACUUCAUCUUCCGCAACUAUUCUUCGGACUAUACUGCGUCAGAUGUCUUUUUGACUAAUGUUACGGCCCACGUGGACGUGCCAUCCCAUGUUAAACCUGUGCAGGCGCGUCAGGCUUAA
This is a messenger RNA of Penicillium chermesinum, 990 nucleotides long. Its product is annotated as sterigmatocystin biosynthesis dehydrogenase stcV. The record is from RefSeq and is a predicted model, not a curated record. Lineage: Eukaryota; Fungi; Ascomycota; Eurotiomycetes; Eurotiales; Aspergillaceae. The transcript has 5 exons. Bases 1 to 990 code for a protein of 329 amino acids.